This is a messenger RNA of Phalacrocorax carbo (great cormorant), 6457 nucleotides long. Lineage: Eukaryota; Metazoa; Chordata; Aves; Suliformes; Phalacrocoracidae. The record is from RefSeq and is a predicted model, not a curated record.
CAGGACCUCAUUCAGAGUCUCCAUGUUGUCCCAUCUGCCUGAUCUGAGAAAAAGUUGGGGAUGCUCUGUUUGGGCUGUGUGUUUCUAAUAAGCUUUUGUUUGCGACUGAAAAAGGCAGGUGUGUAUCCUUCAAGAAAUAGAGGUGCAGACUAAAUGGAUCUAAAGACAGCAGUGUUCAAUGCAGCUUGUGAUGGCAAGCUGCGGCUCCUUUCCAAGUUACUGGCAAGCAAAACCAGAGAAGAGGUGGCCUUACUAAUGUCAGAAAAAACCAAUGGUGCCACACCGCUUUUGAUGGCAGCCCGUUAUGGGCAUGUUGACAUGGUGGAAUACUUGUUGGACUAUUGCUCUGCUUCUAUAGAAAUUGGUGGUUCAGUUAAUUUUGAUGGUGAAACUAUUGAGGGAGCUCCGCCAUUAUGGGCAGCAUCAGCUGCUGGCCACUUGAAGGUGGUUCAGUGUCUGUUAGAUCAUGGUGCAUCUGUCAACAACACAACUCUAACAAAUUCAACUCCACUUAGAGCUGCCUGUUUUGAUGGUCACCUGGAAAUAGUAAAAUAUCUUGUGGAGCACAAAGCAGACUUGGAAGUAUCAAACCGUCAUGGGCAUACGUGCUUGAUGAUCUCAUGUUACAAAGGCCACAAAGAAAUUGCUCAGUAUUUACUUGAGAAAGGAGCUGAUGUUAACAGAAAAAGUGUUAAAGGAAACACUGCAUUACAUGACUGUGCAGAAUCUGGAAGUUUAGAGAUCAUGAAGAUGCUUCUCAAGUAUUGUGCUAAGAUGGAAAAGGAUGGCUAUGGGAUGACUCCCCUUCUGUCAGCCAGUGUGACAGGCCACACAAAUAUUGUGGACUUUCUGACCCAACAUGAGCAGACCAGUAAGAUAGAAUGUAUAAAUGCUCUGGAACUUCUAGGAGCAACAUUCGUGGACAAAAAGAGAGAUUUGCUUGGUGCUUUGAAAUACUGGAAGCGAGCUAUGGAAAUGAGAUACAGGGAUAGGACUAGUAUCCUGAACAAACCUGUGCCACAAACACUAAUUAUGGCCUAUGAUUAUACUAAAGAGGUAAACAGCUCAGAAGAGCUAGAAAAUCUUAUUGCAGACCCUGAUGAGAUGAGAAUGCAAGCACUAUUAAUUAGAGAACGUAUUCUUGGUCCUUCUCACCCAGAUACGUCCUACUAUAUUAGAUAUAGAGGUGCUGUCUAUGCAGACUCUGGAAACUUUAAGCGAUGCAUCAACUUAUGGAAAUAUGCUUUGGACAUGCAGCAGAGCAAUCUAGAUCCACUGAGCCCUAUGACAGCCAGCAGUUUACUAUCAUUUGCUGAACUCUUCUCCUUUAUGCUGCAGGACAGGGCAAAGGGCCUGCUAGGUACUACUGUUACAUUUAAUGAUCUCAUGGGUAUACUGUGCAAAAGUGUUCUUGAAAUAGAGCGGGCCAUGAAACAAAUACAGUGCCCUCCUGAUCCAAUACAACUGAACAAAGCCCUUUCUAUCAUUUUGCAUUUAAUUUGCUUGUUGGAAAAAGUACCUUGCAGCUCAGAACAGGAGCAUUUUAAGAAACAGACUAUUUACAAGUUUCUUAAGCUUCAGCCUAGAGGGAAGAAUAACUUCAGUCCACUUCACCUUGCUGUUGACAAGAAUACUACAUGUGUGAGUCGCUACCCAGUUUGUAAAUUCCCUUCUCUACAAGUUACUGCUAUCCUGGUGGAGUGUGGUGCUAAUAUAAAUGUCAGAGACUCUGAUAACAACAGUCCUUUACAUAUUGCUGCACUGAACAACCAUCCAGGCAUCAUGAAUUUUCUUAUCAAGUCAGGUUCACACUUUGAUGCCACAAACUCUCAUAAACAAACUGCUAGUGAUUUGCUGGAUGAGAAGAAAAUAGCAAAAAACUUAAUCCAACCUAUAAAUCAUACUACAUUGCAGUGUCUUGCUGCUCGUGUUCUAGUGAAUCAUAACAUAUGCUAUGCAGGGCACAUCCCUGAAAAACUAGAGAAAUUUGUUUUGCUCCAUAGAUAAUAGUGUGCAGUACCAGAGUGCUGUUGUUGAAGCAUGACAUGGUGACAAUGUUUUUCUUGAGCACUGUUGUGAUAUACCAAUAUUCCCUUAGUUUGCUCCAUUUUGCUCUCAUUGGCUAAAGUGUUGUUAGCAUUGCAUCUGCAGAGUUGGUUAACCAAUAUUUGAAUGUGCCAUAUAUUAUAUUUUGUGGAAUAUUUAGAAAUGUAGUGCCAUAUUUAGACUAAAAAUUGUUUGCCAAAGGCUUGUCUAUUCAGGUCUUAUUUGCCUGGUGGAAGUGUUUAGGACUGAGUUGAAUAUUUUCCACUGAUGUCUUUUUACUACAACUGUUGUGUGAAUUUUAUACAGUUGGAGGGUCAUCUUUUUUUAUUUUGCUUGAGCAUUUCUACUAUUACUCUAUUCUUUUUCUAUGGACUUCUUAAACUGUGAAAGUUGUAUAGACUUGUUAACAUUUGCAAAUACCAUAAGUGCUUUUUAUCUUCUCUAUGCACUGACUUAAAUGUGACUGUUGUGUGUGAACAUAUUUCCGUGCAGCAGUUGGUCAAUUUCAACUUAAAUGCCCAUUUUGAUUUGCAGUUUUGUUUGGAGCUCUUUUUGAGAAUGCUGCCUUCAUAGCAUGACAAAUUUUAGAGCUACAUAUCACCUUUCCGAACUGGGGUUUAACUUUUUUAUUCUAGCUGUAGGCUAAGGUUGCUUUCCUCUUGAUCCUCUGGAAAUCUGUGCUAUAUUUGGGAGAAGAAAAUCUCUCUUGUUCUCAUGGUAAUCCACUUGAAAGUUUAAUCUGAUAAUCGUUCUCUCACAUCAUGCAGUUAGGGGAAGAGUCCUCAUCAUGUACAACUGACAGCUUCCCUUUUGCACUAAUGUCUUGCUUGUGUUGGUUAUGUGACUAGAUGUAAAGUUUGUUCAAAGUUGAACCUCAAACUUAAUGAUACACUCUAAUGAGAAAUAGAUUAAAUGUAUGCCAUAGUUUAAAUUUACAAAUCAACUUCUUUAGCUACAAAAGAAACUAAAGCACGUUGGUGGUGUGAUGCUUAUCAGUCCAGAAAUAUAUAUAGGCACCAUCUAGUAUCAUUAUAAUAUAGUAAAUGGCUGUAUGCCAGAGUAAUAGAAAUUGUCUCCUUCAUUUUAAAUAUCUUUAUAAAUGCAUGUUUCUUUCCAUCUCUAUUAGCUGUCAGCUGUACUUAAAGAAAGUUCUGUUGUGUAUAUAUAGCUCCCAAUUAAACAUACCUAUUUUUAUAAUAUUUCCAUAAUAGCUUAACUUUUACAACAGAAAGGGCUCUUUUGACUUGAUAAGAAAUCUAUAAAAGAAUUUCAUAAAGGAGAGCGAGAUUCAGAUAUUUAAUAUAAUUCAGCACUUUACUGUUGAUUAAUAGUAGAAUUUAUUAUGGCACAUUAGCCCUGCAAAUGUCUAAGUGAAAUUAAUUUGUGUUGAGUAGAAUACAGUUUACCUACAAAUUUAGUAUUCUAGCAUAUUGGAUAUUGUUGACUUGACAUUUCAGUGAUGGGCAGUAAAUGGGUUUCUUGCUCCAGAAACUCAACAAGUUGAUUUAGGCUUUUGUUGGUGACCGAGAUAUUUAAAAGCCAAAUUAAGUAGAUAAAGGAAAAAAAUAUUUAGGAGGGUUUUUUUAAAUUUGAUGUCGGAGUAUUUUUCUUUUGUGAAUUAAGUUGAAGAAGAAUGUCUUGAGAGUAUAAAAGAGUAUAUAUAUAAAAAGAAGUAGUUCAUCCUUGCUUUUUGGCUGGUUUAGGUUUUCUCUUAGUGUACAGGGUGGAGUCAACAAGCUUAGCCAUUCUUGGGGAAAAUAUUGGGAUACUUUUAAACAAAGAUAUGCUGAAAGUAGUGCUAUUUGUAUAUUGCCACUUUCAAACUCUUAUUUUGAAACAAUUUUCACCUGUUUGUCCCAUGGCAUACCUAUACUGUAUGAAAUUCUGUGUAUAAGGAAAUCCUAUUUGUUUCUCUUGCAAAUGUGCAGCAGUAAACUUCUAUUAAAUUGGCUGAUUUUUUUUCCUGAUUUGUAAUGAUUAAACUACACACCACCCAGGCUGUCAGUUGUGAGAACAAGUAGCUUGAUUUUUGUAUUUCUUAUUUUUGAUAUGCUUCUCUACUACUCUGUAAGUUGGUGUAAUCAACAAAUCAUACCAUGCUAGAAAUGACCCACAUUAUACUUCAAGUAAUAAAAAAUAGUCUUUAUAUAGGUCACAGAGAAAGGGAUUUCUAGAUCACUGUUUUAUACUCUGAAAUCUGUACUGCUCUUUAGUGCUUGCAAUUUGAAUUUGUCUUUAUAACUGUAUAAUAUCCUGUUUAAAAUAAGUUACUUUGAGAUUAUUAGUCCAGAAAUAGAACUAAAAAUUUAUGGUAGUAUGUCCUGCUAUUGUUAGCAAAGUUUUGAAUGGAAAACACUCCAGAAGAGAAAGCAUAUAACUAUCUAAUAUGUGUAAAUCUAGUGAAAAUUGCCAGGCCUUACAGGGCUUAUUUUUAGCUACUUGGGUUUUGGGGGUUUUCUGUUUGUUUUUAACAUAUGAAGUACUGAUUUACUGUAUGUAAUUCUGUCUUAACCUUUAGGAUUGAUGUGUAUUGGUAGAUAUUAUCACCUAUAUUCAUAAUUUAAUUUUGCAAGGUUAUGAGGCUAUCUGCUGAAUUCUUAACUGUGAUGAUGUCAGAUAUUCAAGCUUAGGUGACCAGAUGGAUAAGUUAAUGCAUUUAAUUCCACUUUCUAUUUAACCCUGUAUGUGUACAUUACCCCCAUUUAAUUUUUGCUUCAUUUUAAAAGAAAUUGGUGUAGAGCCUAUGCUGGGUAAUGUGUUAGGGGUUAGUUAAGGAUUUACUGAUUGGGAAGGAGCAUAAAGACAGUAGGCCCUGUCUGAGAUGUCUGUGCCACUAUGGCCAGCGCUAAUGGGUAGUAGCAGUUUUGCCCCCUCAGCCCCUAAUUCAAACCAGGAAUAUCUCCACUUAAGUAUAGAUACCAACUUUCUGGACCAGUUUUUUUGUUGUUGUUGACUUUUUUUUAUUCUUAUUACCCAUUCAGAAAUUGGAAUAAGAUUAUUUUACUGAAACAUGUUGAUGCUAAAUGCAAUAGUGUUGCUAGCUGAACACAAACUAUAGUAAGGCCAAGGAGAUAAAGAGCAUUCAGAACACACAGAACUGUUAUUGGUUUUUGUCAUAUUAACUCAUUCUUUUUAUGUUCUUAUCUUCCCAUUUGUUUUUUUUUCUGAUUAAAACUACUUUUUCAGAGCUGCCAACCCAUAAAGAUCUUAAGAAUAUUGAGGAAAAAAUUGUAUGCCCUGUGGGGGUGAAAUAGAUUUAAAAAUAGAUUAAAUAAUUUGCAGGUAUGUAUUUUUAAAGACAAGAAUACUGAUACCCCCUUGCUUGUUUAGACCUCUGAAGUUAGAUUUAUUUUUUUAAUAAAUACUCAAAGCACUCUUUCUUCUAAUCUUCUUGGUCUUCCACUGAAAUACUUCAGCCAGGAAGAUGAAAAGUAUUGUGUUUAACAACAACAACAAAAAGCCGUUCUUGCCAAAUACUAAAAGUAGAUUGCUAUUUUUAUAUCGCUUAUGUCAGUAACGAUUCCAGCUGUCUGUGGUGUCUCUGAGGUUCUGACUGUUAAGCACAUGGUAUAAAGGCACUUUUUAAAAUGCAAGGCAACAGCAUGGUGGGUUUUUUUUUUUAUGUAUACUCUGCAACAGUCCUUGGAUAGGAGGUAUUUUUAUAUAUUACCUAAAUACCAAAAGUUCUCUUUUAACAACUGUUUUGAAACUGGUUGAAAUUAAACUCUUUCCACUUAUAUAAAAUGUUAUCUUAUAGAAGGAAUGGAAUGCUAUAGCAAAAUUUUUACUAAAGGAUUAAAAAAGGAUAAAAACCUUAACAGAAAAGACAUGUGCCUCUCCAGUUUUACAUCAACUGCAAGUUAAUAGUGGCAGGAUAUGGCUACUCUGGAAAUAGCUUCCUUGUGCUUUGAAUUGUAGAGUGGGAUGACUGCUAGACUCUAAAAUAUUGACAAAUGUGAGUACAAAGACUUAAAACUAAUUUCUGUGUUCUGUGACUACAAUGAAGUGAAGUGGUAUUUAAUGCUUCAAAGUAACUUUGAGGAAUAUGAUGAAGAAAUACUAGACAAAUAUAGUUUGGUUUACAUUGUUCAAAUAUCUUUGCUUUGGGUGUGAAAGUAACUGUUGAACCCUCAGUGAGCAGAAUGAAAAGUUACUGAUCAUUUGGUUUUAACUAACUCUGUAUUUGUGUUCCAUUCUAUCACAAAGACUUCCUGUGCAGGGGAAUUCCAAGUAAUUGAAAUAUUUCAAUUAUAAAUUCAAAUAUAUCAAUUCCAUAUAUUGAAAUACUGCAUUUUCUUUUUUUAGUUUAGCUUCAAUUAUAAUGUAAAAAAAGGAAUAACAAAUAUAUUUCUCUGCUCUUACUCUCUUUAGUCUCCAAAUGCAGAUUACAUUAAAAAAGUGUUUUGGAUAA